CUUCCCCAGCUCCGACCCCAUUCGCUACGACAAACCCCGAAAGAAACAAAUCCCUAACUAUCUUCUUCUUCCCCUUCCCAACUUUCCCCUCUUCAAGAUUUGUGCUUUGAAGAAACUUCAUGUAGUCGAUCAGCAGUAGCAUCCACUGUACCGUACAGAGGCAGAGCAAAGAAAGGAAGCAGAAAAAUGGCGUAACGUCGACCACGCGUUCUCGAUUACCGACGACGAUCUACUGAUGGACGGAUCGUACACCAACACCAACCGUCCUCCCAUCAAGGAGAUCGGACUCGCCGUCUCCCUCCUCGUCUUUGGCGUCAUUGGUAUCGUCGUCGGCUUCUUCAUGACCUCCAACAGAGUCGGCGGCGACAGAGCUCAUGGUGGUUUGGAUUUCUACCGCUCGGGUUUUAAUUAUGGUCGUCGAAGUGCUGGGGAUCGGUGUUAGUCUGGGAGUGGAGCAGCCGAUGAUGGUGGAUUGGGUGGAGGUCGCAGCGGCGGGGCGGCGGCGGUCAAGAGGGAGGAUGUGGUGAGGGCAGUGCAGAGAGUGGUGGGCGGCGAUGAGGAGUGUGAAGCGAUGAGGAAGAGAGCGACGAAGCUCGCCGGGAUGGCUCGGCAAGCGGUGGAGAGCGGAGGAUCUUCUUAUGAGAAUGUUACGAAUGAUGGCGGUGCUCUAUGGGGAGUUGAGAGACGGGGAGGAGCAAGCUCGGAGGCAGCCUUGUAGGGCUUCGACGGCGACGAAGAGCGACGGGGUCUGGGAUUUGGGUGAAAAUUAGGCCGUCAAUAAUAGGGUUUGGGAGAUUGAAUGGGUUUGGGUUGAGUUUAUGAUAUGGAGGGGUUAAUGAUGUGGCAUGGUUUUUUUUAUUUUUUUUUUCUGGUUAAAAUAGGAUGACUAAGCACCUCUGUUAGCCACGUCAGCAGUUAACUGAUGGUACUAACGGAGUUUGACGGAGGUUAACAGAGAGUGACCAAAGUUGGACGGUUCAACUAAUUUAAGUGACUACGAAUGGAAUAAAUCAAUUCGAGUGACCAAACAUGAAAUUUU
Linum tenue is the source of this 1039-nucleotide messenger RNA. The record is from the annotation of a GenBank genome assembly. NCBI's taxonomy places the organism in Eukaryota, Viridiplantae, Streptophyta, Magnoliopsida, Malpighiales, Linaceae.